AUGGCCGUGAAGGGCUACCUUGAACAACCGCAUUUGCAUACCAAUGCGUCCUUCCGUUCGUCUCUUUUGACGCACCCUGGAAAUCUGCGCGAAGCACUACGACAAGCCCAGCAAGAUCCCCGGAAGACACUAUUUGGCGUCGCUCAAGGAAUCCCAAGCACUUUCGUCACUAAAGUGAUUGCUUCUACAAAGCCAGACUUCAUCUGGAUAGACGUCGAGCAUGGCAUGUUCGAUCGCCUGACCCUUCACGACGCCAUCCAUGCUGCCCAACACCACUCAGAGGGCAAAACCAUGGUCGUCGUCCGAGUUCCCAAGCACGACGAGACUUGCUUGUCAACUGCCCUGGACGCGGGCGCAUCGGGCAUCGUGAUCCCUCACACGGAAUCUGCUCAAGAAGUCAAGGACUUUAUCAAGGAGGUCUACUAUCCUCCCAUCGGUGCCCGCUCCUUCAGCCCGUGGACUUUCACCCCUGGCAUAUCGGACGCGUCCCUAUACCCUAACGACUCGUUCAACAUGACAACGGCGAACCGCCACAGCAUCAAGGGCGUCGAGAACGCGGAUGAGAUCGCAGCCGUCGAGGGAAUCUCCGGGCUGAUGUUUGGGCCGGGAGAUUUCAAGGCUGACGCGGGGUUGCCACUCGAUAGGAGUAGCGAUACGCACCCCAAAUUUGUCGGGGCUAUUGCGAAGGUCGCGGAGGCGGGAAAGAAGUAUGGGAAGCCUUUGUUCGGUGGUGCAAUGAGCCCAGAAAUGAUUCCCAUGAUGAUUGAGCAGGGAUAUAGAUGCAUUGCUGUGAUCUUUGAUGUUUGGGGGCUGGCACAUCUUGUUCAUGGUGGCGUGCAAACUGCGAGGGGGUAUGCCCAGAAGGCCGAGAAAGCCGAUGAUGCGGCGAUUGGACACACGAAGUAG
Messenger RNA from Pseudomassariella vexata, 906 nucleotides. Its product is annotated as Pyruvate/Phosphoenolpyruvate kinase-like domain-containing protein. The transcript is spliced from 6 exons. Gene Ontology annotation, cellular component: cytoplasm. NCBI's taxonomy places the organism in Eukaryota, Fungi, Ascomycota, Sordariomycetes, Amphisphaeriales, Pseudomassariaceae. Bases 1 to 906 code for a protein of 301 amino acids. The record is from RefSeq and is a predicted model, not a curated record. Gene Ontology annotation, molecular function: aldehyde-lyase activity.